GCGGAUUAUUAUCGCAAGGGAGGGAAAGCCAUGCUCCCCGUCAAGUGGAUGCCUCCCGAGGCUUUCCUAGAUGGCAUUUUCACCUCCAAAACGGAUGUUUGGUCCUUCGGGGUCCUCCUGUGGGAGGUGAUGUCCCUGGGCUACAUGCCCUACCCGGGCCGGGGGAACCAGGAGGUGAUGGAGCUGGUGACGCGGGGAGGCAGGCUGGAGGCGCCGAAGGGAUGUCCCCUCCCGGUCUAUCGGCUCAUGCAGCAGUGCUGGCACGCGGUGUCGGAGAGGCGGCCCGGGUUCGCCAGCAUCAUCGAGUCUCUCAAGCAUUUGUAUCCAUUGGAGGCUGGUUGGAACCCCAAGUCCCCUCUUCGGAAGAGGGAUGUCUAUUCAACAGCAGCACCUCAUUUCGAUAGCUCCCAAUACGUGGUUGCACUCGAAGGUCCUCUGGAGGAAAACGAUCAUGUCCUCACGGUGUCAGCAGGAGAUGAGGAAAUGUCAGUGUCUUACUCCCUCGAAGACAAGUAUCUUGGGAUUCUGAGUUCAGGGCUCAUCUAUGCAAAGAGGAAUCUGAACCCAUAUAAUAUUGGCUCUGAGCAUCUCGUGACCGUGCAUGCGAGGAGCUCCCAGGAUCCCCAUCUCAGUACCUCAUGCUCCGUUAAACUGAUAUGGCCUCAUGAUCAGUCACGGGGUGGAGGAUAUUCCCCUCAAGCCUAUGAGGUAUUUGUCCCAGAGAAGGCAGAAGGUGGUGCCAUGAUAGCUAAAAUAGAACCAGAUGGAAUUGGAGAUGGAGUGACUUAUCGAUUUGAAAAGGACAAUGAAGAUAACAAACUAUUUCAGGUAGAUCGAUCUACUGGCAUAGUGCGACUGCAGCCCAGUGUGCGUGGAUCAGACCUGAAGAAUACUGGCACCUACUCUCUGCCAGUGAUUGCUGAGUCUCGCUCUGGUGAAUUCAAAGUCACUCAACUACAGAUCCAACGCACCAAUCGGAACCAGAAGCCUGAGAUACUCAGAUGUGACUCUUACAGGCCCAAAGUAAAAGAAAAUCAAUCUAUUGGAACAUUUGUUGUAGAGUUGAACUGUACUGUGUACCAGUCUUCCACAUUUUCAAAACUCUAUCAUCUCCCACAGAUAAAGGCUCAGGAUGUGGAUACAGGGGACAAUGGAAAACUGACAUUCUCCAUCAUUGAACCACCUGGAAGUACAAGAAAAAAUUUUGAAAUUCGAACCAAUCCUCAAAACAGCAGAUCUGCCAUCAUCUCUACAGCAAGGAGCUUUGACUGUGAUGAGCCAACAAAUGAGCGGAAAUUUUCCAUCCCAGUCUUGGUUACAGAUGGAGGGACACCACCUCUGCAGGCCUUGUGCAUAGUGGAGGUGGAAAUAAUUGAUUUGAAUGAUAAUGAGCCCCUCUUUGAUAGAACGAUGUAUGAUGAUGUGAGAAUUGCAAAAGAUCAUCCCACAAAAGACAGAGUGGUUGUAGUUUCUGCCACAGAUCGAGAUGCUUCUCGCAACAACAGUCUCAUCACAUUCCGUCUAGAUGGCUACCCAGGACAUGAGACUGAUAAAGACAAUUUUCGGAUUGAUUCUGUUACUGGAGUGAUUUCUCUUCAGAAUUCACUUAUCAAUAUACCUGUUGGAAGAGAACUUAGAUUCCAGGCAGUAGCUGAAGAUAGCGGAACUCCAUCUCGGAAAAGUUAUGUUGACGUCAUUGUGACUGUGGCUCAAGCUUCCAUUCAGCCACCUCAGUGGGUUGAAUUUCCUGAUGGUCCCAUUUGGGUGCCUGAGGUCUCUCAUGCUGGUCAUGUCCUCACAGACAAAUUACGUGCGGUGAUAUCUGGUGGCACUGGUCAAGUAUUGUAUGGACUGCAUCAAGGUACAGCUGAGCGAACGAAUGCCAACCGGACAUUCUAUCAUGAGGUUGAAGGUGGACGUAUGAAGCUGAAAUUAUCGGCUGGUCUUGAUUAUGAGCGCAUUACCAAAUAUGAGCUAACUGUGACUGCACAGGACUCAUCAAAUCGUCUUGUGUCAGAAGGGAACUUGAUAGUACUGGUCAGAGAUGAAAAUGACAUGCGACCAAUAUUUGGCGACUUCAAGCUGGCACAGGUAACAGAAGGCGAGCCAAAGGGUACUGAAGUGGUCACUGUCUUUGCUCAUGAUGGAGAUGCUUCUCCUGAAUUCAGCAGGGUUGAAUAUCAAUGGGUUGAUCCAAAUGAACCAAACAACCAAUACUUCUUAUUGGAUAAGGAAUCAGGACGUGUGACAACAGCUGCUGUGUUUGAUCGAGAAGGAACUCUGGGCAACAGUUUUGUUCUCAACAUUCUUGCUCAUGAUCGUGUUGCAUCUGCUGACCCUCUUGCUCGUGGUGCACCCAAUAACAUGUCCUUACAAUUACUGGUGGAUAUUGCUGAUGUGAAUGACAACUCUCCAAGAUUCACUGGGUUGCCCUACGAGAGUGAGAUCUCAGAAGAUGCCAAGGAAAAUAGCUUGGUUAUUAAAAUCAGUGCUCUUGAUGCUGAUGCAACAUCUGAGAUAACGUAUCGCAUUAUUGGAGGUGAUGAAGAAGGCAAUUUCAGAAUUGAUGAGAGGUUUGGUGAAAUCAGAAUCAACAAGCCACUGGAUUAUGAAAAAGUGAAGAAGUAUGAACUGGUGGUGAUUGCUGAUGAUCAAGUGAAUCAGCCAACUGCAAUUGUUUUGGUUGAUGUGACAAAUGUGAAUGACAUUGCUCCUGUCUUUGAGAAGCCUCUUUAUGAAGUUCGUAACAUUUCGGAGGAUGAUCCAAACUCAGUGGGGAAAGUCCUCACCACUGUGAGAGCCAUUGAUAAUGAGGGAGACAACAUCACUUAUUUUCUUGAUGACCCAUGGAGUGACAUUAUUCAGUUGGAUCGCAACCGAGAUGGAAGUGCCUCGCUGAUUUUGAAGAAGCCAUUGGAUCGAGAUCCUCCAGCAGGACAAGAUCCCUGGAAGGUGAUUGUGUUUGCACAUGACAAUGAUCCCACAAACCAAUUGGUAAAUUCCACAUUUGUGGCAAUCUACCUCGAAGACAUCAAUGAUAAUGCACCAACCUUGAAUAUGGAAGGUGAUACAAUAGUCUGGGAAACUAAUAGGACAGCUAAUUGUCCACACGCAUGCCCGUAUCCAGGACCAAAUUGUGAGAUCGCUGAACUGCGUGCUAGUGACAAUGAUGGUCCAUCAAAUGGAUGCCCAUUCUCAUUUGAAAUUAACCCAGAUAGUGAUGUCUUCAAUAUGUUUGGCAUAAAACAAGGGAAUACAUUUCAGAAUUGUAGUGGGAAAGCAGCUGGAAAUGUCUACAUACUGUAUGCAAAUCAAGAAUUUGAUAGAGAGACUAGGGAUCAGUAUCUGAUCCCUAUUAUUGUGAAGGACAAUCCAGCAAGUGGAUUGGACAAAAAGACAGGAACAUCAACCUUGACAGUGAUUGUAGGUGACUGUAAUGAUAGCCCCAUGCAUGAUGGAGAAUCAUCUAUUGUUGUCAAUAACUACAAGGGAGAACUACCUUCAGGAACUGAGAUUGGCAGGGUCUUUGUGGAAGAUGAAGAUGAUUGGGAUCUUCCAGACAAAACAUUUUCUUGGGCUGGCACUGAAAACCAAUAUUUUAUGCUUGAUGAAGAUAACGGCACCAUCAGCAUUAUCAACACCGCAGCGGACAAGUCAUAUGAAUUGAAAUUUCAGGUCAGAGAUAAAAAACGAGAUGAGACAGCCUUUGGAACAGUAUAUGUAGAAGUCAAGUUGAUCCCUAAGGAAGCUGUCAGACAAUCAGGUUCUUUGCGCAUUCAUGGUCUCAAGGAGGAAGACUUCAUUGGCACAUCAAAAGGGGGUCUUUCAAUGAUGAAGAAAUUCCAGGAUUUGGUUGCCAGUAUCCAUAAUUAUGAACCAAAAAAUGUUGACAUACUAACUGUGAGAACAAAUGAAGCUGAAGCUUGGACAGAUAUUUGGUAUGCAGUGCAUGCCUCUCCAUACAUUUCUGGACAGUGGCUCAACUGGAAAAUGGGAGAAAACAUUAAUCAGCUGCAAAAAAUAUUGGAGCCAGCAGAUCCUCUCAUGUUGGGAAUUGAUGAAUGUACUGAUGAGACUGAUGAGAAAAUGUGUGACACUGGGAGCUGUAUCACCAUCUUGGAGGAGAAGCCGAAGGAGCCUUAUCUUGUCUAUUCAAACCGUUCAACCCUUGUGGCUGUAAACUUGGAGGCUAAGAGGUUGUGUGAAUGUGUGAAACCUGAGAAUAUAGUAUCACCCUGUGAUGAUGACCCCUGUUAUAAUGGAGGCACGUGCACACCACAGAAUGGUGGAUUCUUAUGUGAAUGCCCUGCUGGAUACUUUGGACCCCAGUGUCAACUGAUGGAUAUAUCCUUCCCUAAACCUGGCUAUGCUCUCUACAAUCAUCUGACUGUCUGUGAUAGCUCAGUCCUAUCUUUGGAAGUAUUGGCCUCAUCUGAAGAUGCUCUGGUUUUCUAUAAUGGACCUAUUCGAAAAGGAAGGUUAAGUGAUUCAUCAGAUAUGAUAGCUCUACAGCUGGAAGGUGGUAUUCCUCAUCUGCUCAUGUAUUUGGGAUCUGGAAUGGUCUCUAUCUCUGCUUCUGGCUUGUCCAUUGUUGAUGAUAAAUUUCAUACGCUUGUUAUCAAAUGGUCCAAUCUGAGUGUGGUCAUGGAAGUGGAUGGGAAAUUCAUUGAUGAAGCCCGAUUCCCAAAUGGUUCCUCUCAGCUGAAUGUCCAUACCCCAUUACAAUUGGGAGGAGUUCAUGAAAGCACAGAUCAAGUUUUGAAUGGCUUCCCCUGGAAUCCUCGACCUAUGGGUGGUCGCGAUUUCCGAGGCUGCAUUCGAAAUCUCACCUGGAAUAAUGAGAUGGUGGAUUUGGAAGGUGGUUAUCAUAGUUUGGAGGUCAAUACUGGUUGUUUAGCUGACCCCCGGCAGUCAGCAACAGCAAGCAUUGCAACUACAGCCAGCUUCUUUGGGGCAUUGUUUGGUUGCCUAGCAGCUUUGCUAUUGCUUGUUGUGCUCUUGGUGUUCGUGAGACGACGUCGGGAUGUCAGAGAGGUAGACAUUCGAGAUGGUCUCGGCAAGUAUGAUGAAGAAGGUGGAGGAGAGACUGACAAUGCUGUCUUUGACCCCUCUGUCCUCAAAGUCUCUCUGAUACCCAGGGCUGAAGAUGGAAAAGUUAAAUCAGGUGCUCCCCUUCCAAAGCGACCAUCAGAUGUUGAUACAUCAGAGAUAGGACCAUUUUUGGAGCAUCACAAGGGAGAGGUUGAUAAAGAAGUGGGAAUUGAAGAUGAUGUGAGACAUUACGCUUACGAGGGUGAGGGUUCCACUGCAGGCUCCCUCUCAUCUUUGUCAUCAGGUUCAGAUGACCAAGUGCAAGAUUUUGAUUACCUCCAAACUUUGGGUCCACCAUUCCAAAAAUUGGCUGAUCUCUAUGGUGGCUCAGAUCUGGAGUCAGAUUCUAGUCUAAGUCCCCCAAAUUCCCCUUCCCUUUCCUCAAUCAACUCUGAAGACCGAAGAAGGGGCAAGCCGCCGCAACAAGGCAUGGGCCUGCCAGGGGAAUCCUGGUGUUGAGGAGGAAGAGGUCUCCUAGGAGACCUUCCUCACAGCUUCUAAUGUGAUAUCCCUUCUCUCAAGCCCUGCAUGCAUGGUGCCUCCAUGCACUGCUGCCUUUUUUCUAUUGCAUACUGUCCAUAAGUGCUGUGACUCCAUCAUCAGAAGCAGCAGUGAGCUCCAAUGGUGAAAGUGACCUGGAACAUUCUUGAAAGCUGUUGUGGUAUUUUGCCAUUUAGGAAAUGAAGCAAAUCCUGAUUAUGCAUUCCUUGUUGCAGUUGAUCUCAUAUGGUCAAGAUUUCUUCUUGUUUGUUUUUUUUUAAUAUUCAUGUAGUCAUCAGUGAAUACAGCCAGGAUAAAUAGCACUAAGGCAUAUUCUGCAAUGUUCUUCAUGUGUUUGAAGAAUAGUAGCACUAGUGGGACUGUUUUGUCAUGGCAUCUGACUGGACUUGUUAGCAUGGUGUUGAUGAUGUGCAGAGAACCCUGGACCCAUUUUGCUCCCUGUUUUCUUUUCUUACCCUUAGUUUUUUUCCUUCAUUUUCCUGAACCGUACAGAAAAUAUCAAAUGUAUCCUCUGUGAUAAAUGUUCUGGAACACCCUUCCCAACCAUGUUCAUUCACUCAUCUAUAUAGUGAUAUUCUACCUCUUUCUCUUGAUCAAGAUCCUCUCCUAACACAACCCCAUUUUUCAUAUCUUUUUUUUCUGCUUAAUAAUGAAUCUGCCAGUUUCUACAUAUGUAUACAUGCUGCAGGUAUGACAACAUUCCAACCCUUGCCUGCCCUUUCAACUGCUUGUGUCUUUGAUGAACAGUAUUGUUUGAUGUGCAUGGCUGACACAAUUUGUGCAUGUAAGUUCUAAUUAGAUUUUGGACCUGGUGAGCAUAUUUUUGAAAACUUGUCUGGUAUUUAUUAUUUUGAUUCUAUUGCUGCAUUCCUGUUUUGUUAAGUAUCAGUACCUGGUUUUGGUUUCUAAGCCAAUCCCAGAAUGAUUCAUCUUAGUAUUUUUAUGCUACACUUUGUGCUCACUCCUGUCAGAAUAUUGAGACUGUGCAAGAUUGAUCUCAUGGCUCUGGCUGAAUGAAAAUUGAAGUGAUCAGGCUUUGGGUCCCUUAUUGCAAAAGUUUUCACUUGUAGCAGUACCAUCUGAAAGCUGUCAACAUCCAUGUAUUGUAUUGUAGCAUGGAUGGUCACCCUGUUUUAUUUUUGUUAUUCCAAGUCAACUAGUCAAAGGUUAAAAACAGCAGCAUUUCAUAAAACUUGCUGCAUGAACCAAAGAUUUAGGACAUGAAGAAGUUCUGUCACUAUAGCUGAUAAUGAAAUAUGUCUACAAUGGAAAAAUGCUGUUUUAUAAGAAAUCAUCCAACAUGGGUGACAAUCAAAUUUGACUUCAAGCCAGAAUGACAGGAGGGGCUCACUAGGGGUACAGCAUGGAAUUAUUCAGUGUUCAGGACAGCCUUCUUGUUUAAGUUCUUUUUUUUGUUGGAACAAGUGUUGUGAUAGUGACAAAUCGGCUCUCAAUCACUUUUUUACAUGAUCGUUUUUUGAUUCGUCGGAUGACUUGUGACAUAUUCCCUGUUUGCCUCCAUUCCCAUUUCAUGUGCCAAUUGGGAUGUCUUCCUUUGUCACCUUCCUAGAAAACAUAUUUAAUAAAUUGGAUUCAUUGAA
Messenger RNA from Darwinula stevensoni, 7193 nucleotides. The record is from the annotation of a GenBank genome assembly. NCBI's taxonomy places the organism in Eukaryota, Metazoa, Arthropoda, Ostracoda, Podocopida, Darwinulidae.